Messenger RNA from Meriones unguiculatus (Mongolian gerbil), 2026 nucleotides. RefSeq names its product free fatty acid receptor 2 (gene Ffar2). Gene Ontology annotation, cellular component: plasma membrane. The record is from RefSeq and is a predicted model, not a curated record. Gene Ontology annotation, biological process: G protein-coupled receptor signaling pathway; cellular response to fatty acid. The transcript has 3 exons. Bases 437 to 1549 code for a protein of 370 amino acids. Lineage: Eukaryota; Metazoa; Chordata; Mammalia; Rodentia; Muridae. Gene Ontology annotation, molecular function: G protein-coupled receptor activity.
CCACUUUGAGUGAGCCUCACCAUCUCUCAUCUGUAGCCCGGGCCAGCCUCAGUCUGCAGAGCCCCGCACCCAGCACUCCUCUCGAGGGGACUGCCAGGCAGGCUUGAGGGAAGGACCCACCAGGUGCCCAGACCCCGAUGCUUCAUAGCUUGGGCCUCACUGGCCCGCCCUGGAUGGCCAGUGCUGUCACAGUUCCCAUGCUCGCUUGCAGAAGGGAAGGAAAGUUCAUAGAACCUGAUCUGACCCGGAGUUCCCAGUGCAGAGACUUGGACGGCAGCCCGCAGCUGCCUGGCCGUCCACCGAAAAGAGAUGCAGGCUAGCGAGGGAAAGCUGGUCUGUCUCAGCCUCGAGGCCGAAGGAAACUGGUUGGGGUGGACGCCACAAGGAAGUCAAGACGACGGUGGAAUCAACUGAAGCCCGGAGCCUCAUCCUGAGAAUGGGCAACCUUCUAGACAUCAAGGAAGGACCAGCCCCCCCCCCCUUUUUGGAAGGAUCCGCAGGGCUGGACCAGAGCGGAAGCAGGUGGAAGAACCCUGUGGUCAGCCCAAGGAGGAUGACCCCAGACUGGCACAGCUCCUUGAUCCUCACGGCCUACAUCCUUAUCUUCCUCACGGGGCUCCCCGCCAACCUGCUGGCCCUGCGGGCCUUCGUGAGCCGGGUCCGCCAGCCCCAGCCCGCCCCGGUGCACGUCCUCCUGCUCAACCUGACCGUGGCGGACCUGCUCCUGCUGCUGCUGCUGCCCUUCCGGAUCGUGGAGGCGGCGUCCAACUUCCGCUGGUACCUCCCGAAAAUCGUGUGCGCGCUCACGGGCUUCGGCUUCUACAGCAGCAUCUACUGCAGCACGUGGCUGCUGGCGGGCAUCAGCAUGGAGCGCUACCUGGGAGUGGCCUUCCCGGUGCAGUACAAGCUGUCCCGCCGGCCGCUGUAUGGGGUGGUGGCCGCGCUGGUGGCCUGGGUCCUGUCCUUCGGCCACUGCACCAUCGUCAUCGUGGUCCAGUACCUGAACUCCACCGAGCAGGGCGUCUCCGCCAAUCAGAUAACCUGCUACGAGAACUUCACCCAGGAGCAGCUGGACGUGGUGCUGCCCGUGCGGCUGGAGCUGUGCCUGGUCCUCUUCCUCGUGCCGAUGGCCGUCACCAUCUUCUGCUACUGGCGCUUCGUGUGGAUCAUGCUCACGCAGCCCCACGUCGGGGCGCAGAGGCGGCGCCGGGCAGUGGGCCUGGCCGUGGUGACGCUUCUCAAUUUCCUGGUGUGCUUCGGGCCUUACAACAUGUCUCACCUGGUGGGCUUUUUCAUGAGGCAGAGCCCCCCGUGGCGGGUGGAGGCCGUGGUGUUCAGCUCCCUCAACGCCAGCCUGGACCCGCUGCUCUUCUACUUCUCCUCCUCCGUGGUGCGCAGGGCUUUUGGGCAGAGCGCGCUGCUGUUCCGCAGUCCCGGCUCCACGGUGCUGGGCAGAGGGACCAAGGAGACUUCGGCCGAGGGGACCAGGAUGGACAGGGGUGCGAGUCAGGCAGAGCGGGUGCAGAGCUCGGACGUCAUCCCCGAGUAGAGAGCUCCCCGGGUCUUCCUGAGCAUCCGGGUCACCCAGAAGUUGGGCCGUCUAGCAGAGCACCCGGGACUUGGUAAAAGAGGAAAGAUUAAAACAAAAAACAAAAAGGAAAGCUACCCACCCGCUUGACAUCACUGCGUGACUGGAUUUUCCUGCCCAGAGAAGCAUGGCUCCAGGCUACAAGAAGAAAGAGCCGCAGCCUUAAACCACAGAAGGGCCAGGGGUUCACAAGCCAGGUGGUUCAUGGGUGAGCAGUUUUUAAAGUAAUUUUCCUCCAAGCUUGGAAACAUCACUUGGAGACAGAGGCCUGGCUGGGGAUUCUGGAAGAAGGCCGAUGAGAAAAGACUAGGGGGACCUUUGGGGAGAAGGGAAGUCUCAGGAAAGCUCCCAGCCACGGGACAAUCCGGGAGGACGGGGGAAUCCGAUCUGUGGUGGUCUUCGUCUUUGUGUUCCCGUUUGCACUGUCCCCUUUGUAAA